Molecule: messenger RNA, 1467 nt
Organism: Chilo suppressalis (striped riceborer)
Lineage: Eukaryota; Metazoa; Arthropoda; Insecta; Lepidoptera; Crambidae
Source: the annotation of a GenBank genome assembly
GUCAAAACAGCUGAUUUGUGCUUUACGAGUUUUUUGAUUUUUGAAUAAACGCUUUGUUUUCAUUAUUCUCACCUAAUAAAAUAUUCAGUGCCGAAAUGGCGGAAAUACAAACUCUAAUAGAAAUGGGAUUUUCCAAAGACCGGGCGGAGAAAGCUUUAGCUAUUACUAACUACAAAGGCGUGGAGCCUGCUAUGGAGUGGUUACUGGCUCACGCAGACGAUCCGCAAAUGGAGACCGGGCAAACACUUGGGGGCAGUACCACGGCCACAGCAACCGUUCCCGAAGCAGCGCCGGCCCCGGCUGCCACAACUGCAGAAACAGAAUCCGCCGAAGAAGCGAAGUCAUUCAAAUGCGACGAAUGUGGUAAACUGUUCAAAAAUCAGGACGAAAUGGAAUUUCACGCGGCAAAAACGAAUCACAGCAGCUUCUCAGAGUCCACAGAGGAAAAAAAACCAUUGACUGAAGAGGAGAAAAAAGCUCAGUUGGCCCUACUCGAGGAGCGGAUGAAACAAAAACGGAAAGAGAGAGAAGAGCGAGAGAAGGCAGAAGCAUUGGAGCGUGAGCGUCUUCGUAUCAAAUCUGGAAAAGAUCUGCAAGAUGCCCGUCAAAGAUUACAGGAACAAGAGAUGAUGAAACUCGUUGAACAGAGGAGAAGGGAAAAGAUUGAGGAUCAGAAGGCAAGGGAACGUGUCAGGGCACAAAUUGAAGCAGACAAACAGGCCAGAAAAUUAGCAGCGUCAGGUCAGACGGCGUCGGCGCCGGUGCCCGCGGCCCCCGCCCCCGCACCGGCAGCGCCCGCGCCCGCGUCCGCACCCAAGGCCAACUACGAGCAGGCUAGGAUCCAGCUGCGACUGCCCGAUGGAAAGGCAUUGGCGCAUACGUUCGGUGCUAAGGAACAACUGGCUGCUGUCAGAUUGUACCUACAAAUUAAUGCUCAAGAGUUUGCUCAGCAAGAUUUCAAACUGAUGACCACGUUUCCAAAGAAAAUAUUCACUUCUGAGGAUUACGAAAAACCUCUGGAACUAUUAGGUCUCGUCCCAUCGGCCGUCAUAAUAGUUUCAAAGGGUGUAUAACAAUCAGUGGUGAUGACUGUGUCUGACUACGCCGGUUAGAUUUGGAAUAUUUGAGGUUAUGGGGUGACGAGGAAACUCUGCAAAUGUAUGAUGAUAAUAAAGUUGUGUAUGUACCACUAUUGAUAUUUUAUUUUGAACUAGCUUCGGCACGCGAAUGUGUUCGCGUUAACUUUAGUUUCACGCAACUUUCGUAGAAAAACCCUGUAAGAAUCUUUUACAAUGUAUUUUAAAAACUUGAACAAAAGAUGGAUGGAAUCGGUAGCCUUUCUCAAGUUAUGGCGUGACCAAGGUAAAUAAUGGUUCAUUUUUAUAUAUCCUCGACAAUCGCCGUGGCCUAGUGGUUCGUACGCCGGGUUCAUGGUGCGGGCAGAUGUUUGUGUAUGAUGAAUACGAG